Messenger RNA from Aspergillus pseudoviridinutans, 1161 nucleotides. RefSeq names its product polysaccharide lyase family 1 protein. The transcript has 4 exons. The record is from RefSeq and is a predicted model, not a curated record. NCBI's taxonomy places the organism in Eukaryota, Fungi, Ascomycota, Eurotiomycetes, Eurotiales, Aspergillaceae. Bases 1 to 1161 code for a protein of 386 amino acids. Gene Ontology annotation, molecular function: pectate lyase activity.
AUGAAGACAGCGAUUCUUUCUCUUUUUCUGGCUCUCCAGGCCUAUGCCAAGGUUACGGGCUCUCCCUCUGGCUUUGCUGCCGGUACUACAGGGGGUGGUUCGGCCACCCCGGCAGCCCCCUCCAGUCUAAAAGAACUGGUGCAAUGGAUCACCGAUGACACGCCCCGGGUCAUCCUCAUCGACCGGACCUGGGAUUUCACCGGCACCGAGGGCACCACCUCGGGCAAAUGCUGCAGCAUGCCAUCCACGACUGUCUGCAACGGCGGCACCUCCAAGGGUCAGGCCUGGAUUCAGGAUCAGUGUGACGGAGGAACCUGGGUGUCGUGCACGUACGAUAAUGCCGCGCGGACACCCAUGGACGUGGGCUCGAACAAGAGUAUCGUGGGUGUCGGCAGCAAGGGCGUCAUCAAGGGCAAGGGUCUGCGUGUGCGCAAUGGAAACAAGAACGUGAUUAUCCAGAAUAUUCACAUUACGAAUCUCAACCCCCAAUACGUCUGGGGCGGUGAUGCCAUCACCCUCGACGGCGCGGACAUGGUCUGGAUUGACCACAACAAGAUCUCCCUGACCGGCCGCCAAUUCAUCGUCAGCGGCUGGGGCAAAGCCGGCCACGUCACCAUCUCCAACAACGAAUUCGACGGCCGCACCUCCUGGUCCGCCAGCUGCAACGGCAAGCACUACUGGACUCUUCUCCUCCUCGGCGACGAGGACUACUACACCUUUGAAGGCAACUGGCUGCACGAUGUCUCCGGCCGCGCCCCCCACAUGGGAACCGACCACACCAAGUCGCAGAUCUUCUUCCACGGCGUGAACAACUACUUCCAGAAUGUGGGCGGGCAUGCCUUUGACGUCGACACCAACACCUGGGUGCUGCUCGAGGGCAACUACUUUGAGAACGUCAACACGCCGCUGACCCAGACCUCCCUGAAGUCGGGCGCCAAGCUGUACACCACCAGCACCGUGAAUGCGGCCGGCGCCUGUCUGGAUCAGCUCGGGUAUAUCUGCGAAUGGAAUCGGUUGACGGGGUCCGGUGCCUGGCAGGACCUUACGGAUGCGGAUGUCAAGACCAAGGCGGCUACGUACAAGAAGAGCUUGGUGGGCCAUUAUGCUGUGGCGGAUGUUCCUGCCAAGGUUGUUGCCAACGCCGGUGUUGGCAAGGUGUAA